AUGGAAGGACAAGAAGCAUUGCAAAAUUCUAAUGGCAACAUUGAUGUAAAUAGAAAAUUAUAUGCCCUCUAUAAACAAUUAAAAGCUGUUUCAUCUCAAUCUAGAGAUUUCCAUCAUUCGGAAUAUUCCGAUUUCAAAUACUCGGAUCUGAACAACUGGUUAUGGUUUAUCAAAGUCUUUCUCAUAUUGUUCAAUGUUGGUCUCUUUAUUUACAUUCUCUAUUUGAUGAAAAGGAAAUUUGCAAAAGAAACUAUUUUGAAAAUGAUCAAUAACAGUCAAACGACACAACUAGAGGAGGACAAAAACACCAACAGUAUUCAUUUAGAAGAUGAUUCCAAAAACGAGCACAAUGCCCCUGAAAAAAGAGUUGGAAUUAUCAUUUCACAUCCAGACGAUGAAGCCAUGUUUUUCACACCAAUCAUUGUAUCACUUGUUGAACAAAAUAUUCCAAUUCAUAUCUUGUGUCUAUCAACAGGAAAUGUGUUAGGAUUAGGGCAGGAAAGAAUUCGAGAACUAGAAAGGAGCUGUAUUGAAUUAGGAGUUUGCAAUUCCAACUCUGACUCUUCUCUCUCUCUUGUUAAAUCUUUAAGUGACCUAAUCAGAUCUGAAAAUAACAAAAUUGUGAUUGUAGAUCAUGAUGAACUGAAAGAUGGAAUGAGACAAACGUGGAAUACUGAAUUGAUUGCGCAACUUGUCUACAAGUUUGUUCAAAAAUUUAACAUUUCAACAAUUCUCACAUUUGAUGAGAGAGGAAUUUCUGAUCAUCCAAAUCAUAUUGCCACUUGGAAUGGUGUGAGAGAAUUCAAAAUAAGGUGUGAACGAGAAAAGUGUUUCAAUCAUGUGGAUGUUUUUCAAUUAGAGACGAGUAGUUUAAUUCGGAAGUACCUUGGUGUGUUGGAUUUGAUUGUUAGUUUACACAAAAAUAGUGAUCACAAUGUCACAAUAUUUACACCAAGUCCUCUUUUCGCUUGGAAAGCAAUGCGUGCUCACCAUUCUCAAUUCGUAUGGUUCCGAAAACUGUUUGUUCUCUUUUCAAGAUAUACAUUCGUUAAUACCUUUACAAAAUUGUCCUUGUGUUAA
Messenger RNA from Naegleria fowleri, 1080 nucleotides. RefSeq lists its product as uncharacterized. Bases 1 to 1080 code for a protein of 359 amino acids. NCBI's taxonomy places the organism in Eukaryota, Heterolobosea, Eutetramitea, Acrasida, Naegleriidae. The transcript has a single exon. Gene Ontology annotation, cellular component: endoplasmic reticulum. The record is from RefSeq and is a predicted model, not a curated record. Gene Ontology annotation, molecular function: N-acetylglucosaminylphosphatidylinositol deacetylase activity. Gene Ontology annotation, biological process: GPI anchor biosynthetic process.